GUGAAUCUUUAGAUAAAUAUUUAUUUUUAUUUUGAUGAAAAUGAUUGGAGAAUAGUAAAUAAACAUAAAUGAAAGGAUGAAGAGAAAAUACAUAACAAAUUAACGUUUAAUCUCUGUUAAAUGUGAAAAUUCAAAAGAUAAUAUUAAAGACCGCCAUGAAUUUUUAUCCGAAUCACGUGAUCACUUCUAUCGUAGGAGUUAACUCUCGUUACGAGAGGUUAGUUCAUCAAGAUAAAAACGUUGAUUUUAAUAAAUAUUAUGCAAAUAAAAGAAGAUCGAUGCGCGAAACACGUUGUUUUUUUAUAUUAAAUAAGAUUACUGUCACAAUGGCAGUAUAAUAAAUCACUUAAUAACCUCUUAAAAACAUAAGUAUAUAGAUGACACAUCGGAACAUAUGGAUGAUAAGAACAGUGCUACAAAGUAGAAAAUCUUGAAUAAAGUAACGAAGGUCACAUCAUCUUGUCCUGGAAAUAAUGCUUGAUCAACUGUCAUCAGCAUUUUCCGUUUAUAUUUCCUAUUAUUCCGUUAGUGAUAUAGGUUUUUUCAAUCAAAUUUUGAUAAAUUAAUCAAAUUUGUCGGGAUAUAACCAAAAAACCUUAGCAAUCUACGUGUGCAAAAGUUUAUCAGCAGUGCUUCCUCUCCCCUUUCUUUAUUUGCGUUGAUACACUUAAAUAUGUUACAUUAUCUUCCAUUAAUGGCAUAUCGUUAAAUUUAUCAAUGACUCGUGUCUAGAAGAAUUAUACAACAAAGAAGUAUUAACGAACAAAAUCUUUUGAGUAAAGAUUUAUACAUCAUAGAAUAAUAUUUUCUUUAAAUUGUGUUAAAUGAUAUAAAAUUUAGUGAAUGAAGUGGAUUAAUUGAAAUAUGUUUGAAAGAAUGUUAUGCUUAACCAUAGAUAUGACAUCUUGACAAACAAAAAGGAAGAUAUUUUUUUAUGAAGAAUGGCUCGUGAUUCUUUCUUAUUUGGAUUGCUGAUGUUCGGAUGUAGCAUACAUGCAUUAAUGGCUACAUCCGAUGACGAUCAAUUGGAUUAUAUGAAUAAAGAAGAACGUGAAGCAUUGAAGGAUGAAGCAAGGGAUAUGUUUUAUCACGCUUACAAUGCUUAUAUGGAAAAUGCUUAUCCUGCGGAUGAGUUAAUGCCAUUAAGCUGUAAGGGCCGAUAUAGAGGAUCGGAGCCAAAUAGAGGUGAUAUUGAUUCUACAUUAGGAAAUUUUUCCCUUACAUUAGUGGAUACUUUAGAUACACUUGUGGUGUUAGGUGAUUUGGAAGAAUUUGAAAAUGCAGUAAAGCUUGUUGCUAGAGAUGUCAGCUUUGAUACAGAUGUAAUAGUGUCUUUAUUCGAAACUAACAUCAGAAUGCUUGGAGGUCUUUUAAGUGGUCACUUAUUAGCUGAAUAUUUGCAACAAAGGGCUGACAUAAUGCCAUGGUAUAGAGGCCAAUUAUUAGGUUUAGCCAAAGAUUUAGGAUACAGAUUUUUACCUGCAUUUAAUACAUCUACUGGAAUACCUUACGGCAGAAUUAAUUUAAAAUAUGGCAUGAAAGGUGUUCCCACAGAAGUAUCAAGAGAGACUUGUACUGCUUGUGCAGGCAGCAUGAUAUUAGAAAUGGCUGCCUUGUCAAGAUUAACUGGAGAAUCAAUUUUUGAGGAAAAAGCACAAAAGGCAAUGGAUGUAUUGUGGAAAAUGCGUCAUAGAGGAACUGAUUUAAUGGGUUCUGUAUUAAAUGUAAAUUCAGGUGACUGGGUACGUAGAGAUUCGGGUGUAGGAGCAGGUAUAGAUUCCUACUAUGAAUACUGUCUAAAGGCUUAUAUUUUAUUAGGGGAUGAAAAAUACUUAGGACGUUUUAAUAAACAUUAUCAAGCUAUUAUGAAAUAUGUAAGUCAAGGGCCAAUGUUAUUAGAUGUACAUAUGCAUAGACCAAAUACAAAUUCCAAAAAUUUCAUGGAUGCUUUAUUAGCUUUUUGGCCUGGUUUACAAGUAUUAAAAGGAGAUAUUAAGCCUGCAGUAGAGACACAUGAGAUGCUUUAUCAAGUUAUGCAAAGACAUAACUUUAUACCAGAAGCUUUUACUACUGAUUUUCAGGUACAUUGGGGACAUCAUCCAUUGAGACCAGAGUUUUUAGAAUCAACAUAUUUCCUUUAUCGUGCAACAGGCGAUCAUUACUAUUUGGGAGUUGGACGUAAGGUACUGAAAAGUCUUCAAACGUAUGCUCGAGUAUCAUGUGGCUACGCUGCUGUAUCAGAUGUUAGGACUAAUAAACACGACGAUACUAUGGACAGUUUCGUGUUAUCUGAAACAUUUAAAUACCUUUAUUUAUUAUUCGCGGAACCAGCAGAUUUAGUCUUAGAUUUGGAUGAAUUUAUUUUUACAACUGAAGGUCAUUUACUUCCACUGACAUUAGCUUCAAUAAGAACAAAUGUUUCUUCCGACUUUGAACGAGAUUCUGUUCAAGUAGAUGAAUUUGAUCGGACAUGUCCCAAUAGUUUACAUUUAUUUCCAGCAUCGGUUAGGCAACCCUUAAGAAACAUGGUGGAAGAUGUUUGUCCAAGACGUCCUAUAAAAAGAAGAUUAAGUGCAUCUCAAUUUCAAGCUAAUAAUUUGGAACAUUUAAAAAUAUUGAGUGAAAUGGGCAUAACAGCUUUAACAUUAGCAGAUGGAAGAGUGCAAUUAUUGCAUACAAUUUCUAAUGCAAGAACACCACAAGACUCUGAAGAAGGUUUAUUAUUUAUGCAAGAAAUGGUUGAAUUUAGUAUAAUGCAGACGCAACAAACAGAAACUAAACCACAAGCAGUUACAUUUAUAAAACCAAAAACUUAUCCGCCACAAAAAGUAACAUUAUUGGCUGGACCAGCGCAUUUUGGUCCUGAAUUACAUAGUUUUAAUAAAGUUACUGGAAAAGUUGUUUUCACAUAUCCUCUUUCUGCUUGUUCAGAUCUUCUUAAUGCAGAAAAGUUGAAAAAUAAAAUAGUUAUUAUGAAACGUGGCGAUUGUAUGUUCAUGGAGAAGGCACGAAGAAUUCAAAAAGCUGGUGCUAUAGCAGGUAUAGUAUUAGAUAAUGUAUCUGGUACUAGUGCAGCAACAUCUCCAAUAUUUGCUAUGUCUGGUGAUGAAAAAGAAGUAGACGAUGUGACAAUACCUGUUGUAUUUCUUUUUAAUGUGGAAGCUACUGAACUAAUUAAAGCUAUUAGUGAGAGUAGAGGUGAACUUGUCGUUAUCAUUGGUAACUUUUUUUCAAAAGAUGAAGUUCAGUUAAAAGCACCUACUGACUUAUCAUUGUUUGAACAACUAAAAGUCCCGUUAAAAUCUUUACUAGAUAUGAAUAAAAAAAUACAGAAUACUGAAAGGAAUGAUUUACAUGAAGAUUUUAAUAUCGAGAACGAACAUCAGGAUACUAUUGAUUUUAAUCAUUUAUCUGCACGAAUUAUCCAAGAUUCACUUGAAGGAGAGAUAAGGAUUACAGUUAAGUCAGAUGUACCAUCUAUUUACAUGACGAAGAAUUCAAAAUUGACUAUUUUACCGUUUACUGAGAUACAAUGGCAACAAUUGAAAGAAUUCUUUGUAAAUCAAUUGUACAACAAUCUUGGAUCUAAUCAAAAAUCUGAACUACGUAUUAGAACUUUUCUACUGAAAAGUUAUUACAAUUUGAUAAUGGCAGAGCAAGGUGUCGAUGUAAAUGUUUAUAAUGGAGCAAGUUUGAAGCAAAAAGUUCUAUGGCUGUUAAAAGAAUUAAGUGAAGUUGCGCCAAAACCAUCAACAAUUGCUCAUUUUAUGAAUUCUAAUAAAUUAACAAUAACUAAUUACAAUUUACUUACGAAAUUGGAUCGUACUGUCUUAUAUUCAAAAGAGAUUUCAACAAAACUCAAAGAAAUAAAAUCUAUAAUACCAAAUUUGAAGCCAUUUAAAAAUAUCUCAACAUAUUGUUUAGAACAAAUUAGUAAUAGUAUUGUAUUACGAAAUAUACUACGAAAAUUAUUUGACGAAGAUAAAAUCAUUAAACAACAUUUGGAUCUUUUAUAUCAUGUUGGUAAAGGUGUGCAAAGUAUAUACCAAGAAAUAUUAAUGAAUAAUAAUAAGGAAAAAGAUGUAGACAAAUUUAAUGAAAAUAAAGAUCCUGAAUUUCUUAAAAUCCUUGAAUAUAAUUUACUCACGUUUGAUAUGUCGGAACAUCGUCGAAUAUUUUCGUCAACGAGAUUAAGCGAGAAGGAAAGAACAGCCGAAAAGGAAAAUAUUUGUGAUAUCAAAAAGUUCAAAGAUUUGGCUGGUACAAAUCCUGAAAAAGUUACUUCUUCCAAAAAAUUUGAUUCAAAUUAUAUCAGUGGUCUUUGUUAUUGUAAGACUGAUUUGCGUAAGGAUGCUACCUUUAAGGAUCUUAAAUCGGUCACGAAAAAGGAAUCGUUUAAAAUUCAUAUUGAUCGUGCUUGUAACGAUCUUAACAAUGAAGCUAGUGUCCGAGAACGGAUGAUGAAGUAUGAUGCUUACAGGAUUGAAAAAUUGAAAAGAAAUACGCCACUUUCGGAAAAUAAGCAAAAAAGUAGAUUUAAAGCGAAUAAACAGCAGUCAGAAGAAAACUCAAUUCGAAAUAAUUUGUCAAGUAUAAGAAAGAACAAAGAAUGUUUACAAAAGCCGCUUGUUUCUCGUGAUAAAUCGUUAAUAAAAUCAGUUAAAGUCGUUUCCGGAAACCAAUUACAAAAGCAGCAGAUUCCUGUAACAAAAUCUUUAUUAGAUCUUUCUCAAAUAAAAAAACAAUCAACGUUGGUCAACAGUGUAAGAGAUCUUGGUUCUACGAAAUUAACGAGCAAUUCAAAGACACAAUCGUCUAACUUAUGCUCCAGAUCAUGUUCCACCCAACGAACAGUUUUCGUAACUAGAAAUAGAACAAAAUCAACUAGUGCUAUAAACGAAGGUUCUAUUGAUCAAGAAAAUCAACAAAAUGGAUCAAAUAAAUGCAAGAUAUUGGGUGGUAGUAAAGAAUCAUUGCUUUCCGAUGUUUUCAGUGCUAUUUUUUCCGAAUCGUCGAAAAAACAAGUUUCUACUAAGAGCUUGCACAAGUCGAAAUCUCGAACUAUUUCGAUUAAGCAGGAUAAUUAUUUGCAUGAUAAGAAAGAACAACGAUUGGUUAAAGGCAACUUGAAACUCGAUAAGCAAAGUACAGAUUUUUCUCCAUAUCUGCUCUAUCAUUCUGAUUAUCUUCCUAGUUUGUUGAUGGUUGAAAAACAGAAAGAAGAUAACUCGCCGAAAUUAUCAUCUGAAUUUAUUGACAAAUAUUUGAAUAACGAGUCAAGGAAUUUAAUAGUUACUUUUCUCAUACAUCUUGCCACACAUUGCCGUUAUCCGUCGCCUAUUCUUUAUCAGACAGUUAAACUUUUCGAUGCUAUUCUCGAUACUAUUUCGAUAGAAAUAACAGACAUGCAAUUAGUAGCAGUAACGGCGUUAUGGAUUGUUCUCAAGAAAGAUGAAAAUCUACAUAAAAUUCCAUCGGUCGCUAAAUCAAUUCUUGCUUUGAUACAAGAUCAACAGUCUUAUAACAUAGAUUUAUUAGCCGAAUGGGAGAGAACUAUAUUACGUAUUUUUGAUGUUAAAGAUGCAUCUCGCACAGGCAGGCCCGUCGUCGAAAAUGUCGAUAAAAUCACAGAAAUAAUCGAAGUUGACCGGCAUAUUAGUAAUCGUAGCAUCGCCCAAGAGCUAAAGAUCGACCAUAAAACAGUUUUAAACCAUUUGCGCAAAGCUGGAUUCAAAAAGAAGCUCGGUGUUUGGGUGCCACAUCGAAUAACACCAAAAAACAUGAUGCAUCGAAUUUCCAUCUGCGAAGCCUUUGCCAAACGGAAUGAAAUUGAUCCAUUUUUUAAACGAAUGGUGACUGGGGAUGAGAAAAGGAUCACAUACGACAAUAUUGUGGGAAAACGAUCGUGGUUAAAGCGCCAUGACGUAGCUCAAACGGUGGCUAAAUCAGGACUAACGGCCAGGAAGGUUCUACUGUGCACUUGUUGGGACGGGAAAGGAAUCAUUUGUUAUGAGUUGCUUAAAUAUGGCCAAACACUAAAUUCAGAUCUUUAUUUUCAUCAACUGGACCGUUUAAAGCAAGUGAUUGACCAGAAACGGCCAGAAUUUGCCAACAGGAGAGGUAUUGUGUUCUAUCAGAACAACGCCAGGUAA
This is a messenger RNA of Polistes dominula (European paper wasp), 6152 nucleotides long. Its product is annotated as ER degradation enhancer, mannosidase alpha-like 2. NCBI's taxonomy places the organism in Eukaryota, Metazoa, Arthropoda, Insecta, Hymenoptera, Vespidae. The record is from RefSeq and is a predicted model, not a curated record. Gene Ontology annotation, molecular function: mannosyl-oligosaccharide 1,2-alpha-mannosidase activity; calcium ion binding. Gene Ontology annotation, cellular component: membrane; endoplasmic reticulum. Gene Ontology annotation, biological process: mannose trimming involved in glycoprotein ERAD pathway; carbohydrate metabolic process; endoplasmic reticulum mannose trimming.